UCCACCUCCUAUUUGCCGUCUCCUUUCCUCUGGGGUGUCCUUUGCUGAUUUUGUAAACAUCUUAGGAGAGUUUCUUUCUUUCUUUUUUAACCUCUCCCACAAAAUGAUCUCAUUAAUGUCAGCCUCGCUAUCAUUUCUAUUUGCCUUGACUAAUUCGUUUUUCUUUCUCUUUGUCCGUUUAAUUGAACCUUUAAAAAAAACAUAAUUAGCAUUUAAAUCUCUUUCCUACAGUCUUUUGCCCUCCCCUACAUGGUUUUCUCUCCCGUCUCUUACUCCAGCAGACUCUACAUGCCUCAGUCACUACGGCAACCAAUGCUUUUUUUUUUUUCUUUCCCCCACUCUUGCUUUCUGUAUCUCCCGCCUUUCCCUCUGUCUCCUUCUCUCAUUCCCUCCUUUCACUGCCAGAGGUAAGCCUGAUAACUGAUAUGUGUCGGGGAGCUGGUGUGCGUGUUUGUGUGUCUCCGUGACAUUUCUUUGGCAUUUAGGCAGCAGUCGCUGAUAAGAAGUUGCGUCUCUCGGCUCAAAAGUGCCGCACUAAGUACGGGGUCCGUGCGUAAUGCUUCUAAUGAUGAUUAAUUUUUCUGAGCUCAGGUGUGUGCCCUGUAAUGACAAUAAAUCAGACAGUGUUUACUUCUGGAUGCUUUUGCAAGCAGGCGUGGAUUCUGCACAAAGCUGCGCGGCGCUCUGGAGUGUGUGUUUAUGUGCUCCUCUUUUUGAAGAAGUGUCAGCAUUGGCUUAGUGCUGGCAUGUGUGUUUACAUGGUUAUUAUCUGACAAAGUGGAUUAAGAAAAAGAAAUCAGGACACUCCCCCUUCCUCUCCUUCCCUCUUUGCCCUCCUGUCUUAUCUUGCAUAGAUGAUCGGAGAAGAAGAGUCUCAGUGAACAGAGCAAAGCGAUGGAGAGAUGCUCCAUCUCUCCUGUCACACGACUCGCUGCUCUCAUCUCUCUCCUCCUGGUUGCUCUGGUGACACAGCCCUCCACCUGUAACCGUGACGACAGCGAAGUUGAGGAGCAGGUGGACACUCUGUCAGUCCAGCUGUCCGUGACAGCCCAGGUCACUACCACCCCGCCGUGGGCAGUGGUGUGGGGUCCCACUCAGCCUCUGGAGGAUGAAACCAACCACUUCCUCCCCAGCCAGGAAACCGACUACCUCCACCUGCAUGGGAGCCAGCAGGAGGUCAGCACCGCCACACCUGAGGACUGGAUUUACCCUGAUUUAGGCAUGCACCCCCAAGAGAAGGCACCGCUGGAGUCUAGGGACCACGAGGAGGCGGAGAAUGGAGGGACAGAGGCGGAGGAGACGGAGCCUGAGGAAGUGGACCCUCAGUUCUACGUCACCGUGACCAUCUCGUCGCUACUCAUCCUGACAGCUGUUGUCAUUACAGCCAAACUCUGUUAUGAUCGCAGCUGUUCCCAGCAUCCGCCCCCGCUUUCCCGUGGCGUGGCCCCUCCUCUCUCCCUCGCGCUCCCUCGAUCCCUCGCUCCGGAGGACAGAAGGCAGACGCUGCACAGCACCUCCUCCUCCCUCACCGACAGAGAGAGGAUCCCAGUAGUGAACCUGUGAAGCGACUGUUUUCCGAGCGCUAAACACUUCUACGGAGCCCGAGGAGGAACGUCAAUAUCACCGGAGGGUGUGCCUGCAGCUCUGCUUUAUUUUUUUCUCUCAAACUGUGAAAGAAGUUCAGGGAUCCCAAGCGUCCGCCAUUGAAAAAAAAAACUCUGUGGCUUCCCUGACGUCUAUAAAAUCCCAAACUCGUCUCUCUGCUGCUCACCUUUGGGACCCUUCCUCUUGCAGGAGUAAAUUUCUUUCAUGUGCAUCACUGUGACCCCCUUUCUAGUUGUCCUCCCUGUGUAAGGCCUCCAGCGCUGCCGUGCUGCGACCUGCCAUGACUAAUUUACAAAGAAGCAGCUAAACAGCCAUGUGAAAUCCCAUUACCCCAGAGAUGCCAUACCUGUGCUUCCACAAGUAGCAAAUCAGUAGCUCAGUAAUAACACCAAUUUUCUUUUUUCUUUCAAAUAAAAAUAAUUCAGGCCAACACUUAAGGAGGCUUGUAAGGGUUAAAAAGCCAUUUUGGGCGUCCCUAAGCACCAAACCCAGUAUUUCAAAAAGCUGUUUGGCACGGCUGCAGCCAGCACACAAUGUGUUUAACAUGUCACGCUCCAAAAAACGCUGUUUAUUCCCGCUUUGGGCGCCUGAAAUGCAAAUGGUGUGGCUCCCUUCCCCUGCAGAUGUACAGGACUCUGCUUUGUUUCAGCUUUGUCUCAUGAUUUGUUCUCUUAAUUACGUGGUUGGCGUUCACCCCCCCUCUUUGUCAAAGCCUUCCCCAGAACGCCUCGUUCCUGCCGGACCGCUUAGAGGUGUGUUAAACAUGGAGCCCUUCUAGCAGUGGAGAUAAAAUAUUCAGAGCAUGGAUGUCUAAAGCAACCUCUCUCUGCUCAAAAUCAAUUUCUCCCUUAGGUGUGGAUGGUACGUAACAAAAGACAGAUUAAUGUUGUCAUGGAAAUGAGAAUCACUGGAAACCCACGUGUGACCAAGGGACUGAUGUUGCAACGUCUUUUUUUUUUAAACCUGACAGGUUUGUGUCUAAAUCUGGGAAACAGAAUCAUUUUCUUUGGUCUUGAGGCACUAAAGGAAAAAAAUACAUCAAGAAGCAGCAUGUCUGUACAGCCAAUGAAUCUGCUGCAUGCACAAGAAAACCCAGGAGACUUGCUUCAAAUUGAUUAUUUAUAAAAAUGUUUUUUCUUUUCUGCCAGUAAAUGUGUUACAGAGCCUUUCAAACCAAAUAACAGCUUGUUUUUGGCAACUUUGAGACAUGAACCCCCUUCAGUUUCACACUUUUCACACUGGAGACGUUGUGCUGGUGGUAUCAUGGUAGCUCGUGCAAUUCCUUUAGAUUUCCCGUCUUGUGACUUAUAGUAACAUUUGAGUAGAAAUGUGGUCUUUCUGUACCAUGGAACUUCAAUAAAAGACUCAACAUUGGCAUUUUA
Oryzias melastigma (Indian medaka) is the source of this 2987-nucleotide messenger RNA. RefSeq names its product PILR alpha associated neural protein (gene pianp). Gene Ontology annotation, biological process: regulation of immune response. The record is from RefSeq and is a predicted model, not a curated record. Bases 895 to 1563 code for a protein of 222 amino acids. NCBI's taxonomy places the organism in Eukaryota, Metazoa, Chordata, Actinopteri, Beloniformes, Adrianichthyidae. The transcript is spliced from 5 exons. Gene Ontology annotation, cellular component: membrane.